AUCAAGAAUAAAAUUCCUUUCUGGUAUCAAAAUGCAGUAUUCACACCAUUGUGAGCAUCUUCUAGAGAGACUGAACAAACAACGAGAAGCAGGUUUUCUUUGUGACUGCACCAUAGUGAUCGGGGAAUUCCAGUUUAAGGCCCACAGGAAUGUGCUGGCAUCUUUUAGUGAGUAUUUUGGUGCGAUCUACAGAAGCACAUCUGAAAACAAUGUCUUUCUUGACCAGAGUCAGGUGAAGGCUGAUGGAUUUCAGAAGCUGUUGGAGUUUAUAUACACAGGAACUUUAAAUCUUGACAGUUGGAAUGUUAAAGAAAUUCAUCAGGCUGCUGACUUUCUCAAAGUAGAAGAGGUGGUCACCAAAUGUAAAAUAAAGAUGGAAGAUUUUGCUUUUAUUGCUAAUCCCUCUUCUACAGAGAUAUCUAGUAUUACUGGAAAUAUUGAAUUGAACCAACAGACUUGUCUUCUUACUCUGCGAGAUUAUAACAAUCGAGAGAAAUCAGAAGUGUCUACAGAUAUAGUUCAGUCAGAACCUAAACAAGGGAUAUUACCUAAGAAGUCAUCUCAAACGAAAAAGAAGAAGACUUUCAACUCUCAGAAAACAAGGCUGAAUAAAACUGUGCAAUAUCCCAGUGACAUUUUAGAGAAUGCAUCUGUUGAAUUAUUCUUAGAUACAACUAAAUUGUCCACACCUGUGGUAGAACAAGUUGCACAAAGAAAUGAUAGUUCAGAACUUGAAUUGACAUCCGUUGUGGAAAAUUCUUUCCCUGCACAAGAUUCUGUACAAACUGUUACAGUGAAACAGAAACGUGGAAAAUCCGAGCCAAACUGUGCCCUAAAAGAACACUCUCUGUCUAAUAUAGCUAGUGUGAGGAGUCCUUAUGUGCUGGAGGACUCUAGGGAAGAGCUGGAUCAGAGAUACUCCAAGGCCAAGCCAGUGUGUAAUACCUGCGGGAAGGUAUUUUCAGAAGCCAGUAGCUUGAGAAGGCACAUGAGAAUACAUAAAGGAGUCAAACCUUACGUCUGCCAUUUAUGUGGAAAGGCCUUUACCCAGUGUAACCAGCUGAAAACGCAUGUAAGAACUCAUACAGGUGAAAAGCCAUACAAAUGUGAACUGUGUGAUAAAGGAUUUGCUCAGAAAUGCCAGCUAGUCUUCCAUAGCCGCAUGCAUCAUGGAGAAGAAAAACCCUAUAAAUGUGAUGUGUGCAAUUUACAGUUUGCAACUUCUAGCAAUCUCAAGAUUCAUGCAAGGAAGCAUAGUGGAGAGAAGCCAUAUGUCUGUGAUAGAUGUGGACAAAGAUUUGCUCAAGCCAGCACACUGACCUAUCAUGUCCGCAGGCAUACUGGCGAAAAGCCUUAUGUGUGUGACACCUGUGGGAAGGCAUUUGCUGUCUCUAGUUCCCUAAUCACUCAUUCUCGAAAACAUACAGGUGAAAAACCAUACAUAUGUGGUAUUUGUGGGAAAAGUUUUAUUUCCUCAGGAGAGCUCAACAAACACUUUCGAUCCCAUACAGGAGAAAGACCAUUUAUCUGUGAAUUAUGUGGAAAUUCUUACACAGAUAUCAAAAAUUUAAAGAAGCACAAAACCAAAGUCCAUUCUGGUGCAGAUAAAACUCUGGAUGCCAAUGUAGAUCAUACUCUAAGGGAACAGGAGUCCAUACAGAAAAGUCCAUUGUCAGAAGCUCUGGAUGUGAAGCCUUCUGAUGUGACUUUACCCCUGGCUCUUCCACUUAGCACUGAAGAUCAUCACGUGCUGCUGCCUGUCGCAGACAACCAGUCCCCUACAUCAGACACUUUGUUGAGGUCUGCCGUGAAUGGGUAUUCAGAACCACAGUUGAUUUUCUUACAGCAAUUGUACUGAUUUUGUGAGGAAAAUGGAAUUGCUAAGAUGUCUUUGGCAAUAAAGUCUAAGUAAUUCUUUAAGGUGCAUACAUUGAUACUAAAUUCCCAUUCAUUCAAGUUGUGACCACUGUUUUUUUUUAUUCAUUAAAGUAAAAGCACCUGAUUCUGCGUCAUAACUGCAAUGCUUUGUUUUUGGUUUUUAGCUUUUAUGUCUCAACUACACAUUUAGACUUUGACAGAGUGAAUUAUACUAGGGUAACACUGUUUUGGGUUGAUAAGUUUUAUUUUAAAGCUGCCUUAAUUUCAGUUUUAUUUUGCAUUUUAGAAUUGCCCUUCAUUUACUGAGAAUCUGUGGUUUACAUGAUUUAGUUUAAUUUAUGCGAUUUUUUUAUUUCCCCACCCCCCAAAUUUAGGCAGAAUCCAUAAUAGUAGAGGCCCAAGAAUGUUGCUGUUUGUGAACACCAUCAACUUGUAUAAAACCAAGAAACUUUAUAGUUCUGCCUAUGAAAUUUAGGUACUAAAUAAUAAUUGUGCUAUUUCUCCAUUAAUAUAUUCCUUUAGAGGUAAUUUUUUAAUGACAGAACAUGUUUCUUCAAAGCUAGAAAACUGUAUAUUUUCUUUUAUUUGGAAAGAGCAUUCUGAGGAAAACCAAUGGUCAGUCAGUAUUUUUGGUUUGAGUUACUUGAGUCUGUAUUUUCAAAAUUUUAGAUAUUUGAUGUUUUUAUCUUGUCAAAAAUUAUAAAAAUUUGAUUUAGCUUAUGUUUUAUUAGAUUUUAAGAUUAUUUGAAAUGAGAAUAUGCCAAGUUUUAAAAAUAUUUUGAUAAGCUGUUUUAUGCCUAUUAUGCACUUUCUAAAUAUUCUAAAAAGUUUCUAGAUGUAAACUUUAUGCAUACUAGAAAUCACUUGACUUCUAAAUUUGAUAUAUUGCAUAAAUUCAAUUUUAAGUAAACAUUUUGGAUUAUCAGAAAGCAGUUUAUGAAAUCUUUUUUUGUAUGAACUUUGAGUUUUUCAAUUUUGUAAGUUAUACCACAGCUUUUGUUGUUGGUUGUCAUAGUUUCACUGUCGUCCUUUUCUUUCCAAGUGAGUGUAGAAAUAUUUAAUAUCACUCUUUCCCAUCCUACUUUCCACCUACUAUUUAUUUCACCGCCUAAUCUUAAGACAUUAAAUUAUCAAUUCCACAAAUUCAGUUCCUAUCAUGUUAGUCAUGCUCCACAGUGAUGUUUUUUGUUUGCCAUGCAUUAGUUGUGGCUUUUUUCCUGGAUUUAAACUUCACUUGUAAUAAAAAGUUAAUGUGUUUUUUA
Molecule: messenger RNA, 3140 nt
Organism: Ochotona princeps (American pika)
Lineage: Eukaryota; Metazoa; Chordata; Mammalia; Lagomorpha; Ochotonidae
Gene: MYNN
Product: myoneurin
Exons: 7
Coding region: 32-1858 (608 amino acids)
Biological process (GO): regulation of transcription by RNA polymerase II
Cellular component (GO): nucleus
Molecular function (GO): DNA-binding transcription factor activity, RNA polymerase II-specific; protein binding; RNA polymerase II cis-regulatory region sequence-specific DNA binding
Source: RefSeq, a predicted model, not a curated record